AUGCCCCGGAGUACGCCAGGCCUCAAGAUGCCAUCAACUCCCGAAAGGGAUCAGAUGUACAGGUCUCUAAAGACUUGGUGCAUCAGUCGGGGCGUGCAGCUUCAUGACUCCCAAGAUUCGGCCAGCACCGUUCCUGCUUCAGACAGCCAACUCGCAGAGUUGCAUGCAGCAGUCUCCUCGCAGGACAGACAGCCGGAUUUCCCUGCUUCGAUCAUGCCUUGUGUGCCUCAGAUUGAAAGCAAAGAUUUGCUGGAGAUGCAGUGGGCCGCUGAUUGGGCUAGGGAGUUGGACCAGCUGGUCGCGAGAAAAGAAGAUACAGCUGUUAUCCCAGCUUGGGCAUGGGAAUGGGCCGAAGAGCUUGAUUCCGAGGAGUGCGUCGGUAAGAGCAACACAGUGCAAGCGGGGUGUGCGGUAAACAAGGAGUGCCCACAUGCUCGUUCGCGCUCGCCCAUGAGAGUGCAUGCAGCCUUGAAGCCGUGCUCUGCGACUUCUGUGCUCUCAUCCAAGCCGAAGCCGUCUUGUGCUCCACAUCUCCGGUUCGACGCUUGCAACUUUUCUGCACGUGUGGCCAGUUUGCAGAGCUUAGUCCACCUGGGGGCUCAAGAAGCCGCCAAAUUCAAGGCGGAAGUUUCGGAUGAAGAGGAGUUUCACAGAUUCAUUUCUGAUGGUUCGCCCGUCCGUGACUUAGAAGAGCUCGCCAUGUUUCUCAUGAAGCUCAAUCUAUAUGGGCAGCCGCACAACAUCAGAUUGAUCCAGUCGCGUGGGAAGCCGUGUGGUAUCUUGGUUCAACCGAACUGGGGUGGCAGUCUCAGUGUCUAUUUGAAAUCAGGAAAGAUGAACCUUCAGGGUCCCCUUCACGCGCGCCACCGUCUAUUGAGCCUGGUCAAGCAUGCCACUCAGAAGGCUCGCCCAAGUGGCGUGCAAGAAGGGUUACCAGAUCCGGCCUGUAUUUCGGCCCGCUUGAAAGGCACCUAG
Symbiodinium sp. CCMP2592 is the source of this 975-nucleotide messenger RNA. The record is from the annotation of a GenBank genome assembly. Lineage: Eukaryota; Dinophyceae; Suessiales; Symbiodiniaceae.